Messenger RNA from Elephantulus edwardii (Cape elephant shrew), 777 nucleotides. RefSeq names its product mesoderm posterior 1 homolog (mouse) (gene MESP1). Gene Ontology annotation, biological process: mesoderm formation; regulation of transcription by RNA polymerase II; somite rostral/caudal axis specification. The transcript has 2 exons. Gene Ontology annotation, molecular function: RNA polymerase II cis-regulatory region sequence-specific DNA binding; protein dimerization activity; DNA-binding transcription factor activity, RNA polymerase II-specific. Lineage: Eukaryota; Metazoa; Chordata; Mammalia; Macroscelidea; Macroscelididae. Bases 1 to 777 code for a protein of 258 amino acids. Gene Ontology annotation, cellular component: nucleus. The record is from RefSeq and is a predicted model, not a curated record.
AUGGCCCAGCCACUCUGCCCGCCACCCUCCGAGUCCUGGAUGCUCUCCGCCGGCUGGGGCCCAACUCUGCCGCCGCCGCGGGCUUCCGACACGGACUACGGCUGCUCCCCCGCCUCAUCCCUCGACUCCUGGAGCAGCGCCCCAGCCAGCAGCCCUCUGCCCAGUCCCGCGCAGCCCUGCGUGCGCCCGGCUCCCCGCGCCCCGACAGCGACAGCAGGCAGACGCGGUGCCCGCUGCAGCCGCCUGGGCACCGGGCAGCGGCAGAGCGCCAGCGAGCGCGAGAAGCUGCGCAUGCGCACGCUCGCCCGCGCCCUGAACGAGCUUCGCCGCUUUCUGCCGCCGUCGGUGGCGCCGGCCGGUCAGAGCCUGACUAAGAUCGAGACGCUGCGCCUGGCCAUCCGCUACAUCAGCCACUUGUCCGCCCUGCUGGGCCUCAACGAAGACAACCUGCAGCGCCGGCGCCGGCGGCUUAGCGACGCGGCGACCCCUCGGGGCUGCCCGCUCUGCCCCGACGGCAGCCCCGCUCAGGCGCAGACGCACGCUCAGUGCCUGGGCUCGCCUGCCGGCCCCGCGGUUCCCUGGGGUCCCCCGCCUGCCAGUACCCGAUCCUUGGCGGCGCCGGAGCCACACGACCCUCCAGUGCUCUAUGCUGAGACUGCGCACCACGAAGGACCAUCAGUGGGGCCCAGCCCCUUAUCUCCGAUUUUUCCUGGCGAUGUGCUGGCUCUACUGGAGACUUGGGUGCCCUUGUCUCCCCUGGAAUGGCCUCCCGCCUGA